Molecule: messenger RNA, 969 nt
Organism: Aspergillus steynii IBT 23096
Lineage: Eukaryota; Fungi; Ascomycota; Eurotiomycetes; Eurotiales; Aspergillaceae
Exons: 3
Coding region: 200-829 (209 amino acids)
Biological process (GO): mRNA export from nucleus; positive regulation of DNA-templated transcription, elongation
Cellular component (GO): THO complex part of transcription export complex
Molecular function (GO): mRNA binding
Source: RefSeq, a predicted model, not a curated record
GAUUAAACGCCCUCAUUCCACUUGCUCGCGACCAGACCAGCCGCUACCUGCCCUACGUCGUUGACUCCGUCCCUGCGCCUGUCGGACUUUAUCCACAGGAAAAGACUUUCGACUCUCCGGAUCAGCGGCGCUCUUCGGCCCAUCAGCGACCGCAUUCCAUCCACGUUCAUCGCCAUCUCAACUCUUCGAGCCUACCGCUAUGGCCGUCCGUGACCUGGUCGCCGAACCCUCGCUGCUGCCUGUGCUGUCCACCAAUGCCGAGACGCGCGAUCAGUGCCAGCGAUUGCUUGCUGCCUUGGAUCCGACCGCUGAUUCCGACCCGCAAGAAGCUGCCUUGGCCGCAUCGAAGGAACAGAAGCGGUUAUUUGCUCUGCUGGCUCGCCUGCGUGGUCAAAAUCGCGAGGCCAUUCUCCGUGUGCGUGAGACGAAACAAUCCACCGCGGAAGGUCGCCAGGAGAUCGAUCGGUUACAUCUUCAGCUGCAGAACCUGUACUAUGAGCAGCGACAUUUGACGGGCGAAAUCGCCGCCUGCGAGUCUUAUGACCACAAGUAUCUUGCUCUCCCUUUGAUCCCCGUCGAGGAGUUUCUAGCUCUGUUCCCCGAACACAACGACUCCGACGCCCACGAACUGAUGGUCGCUCGAAUCAAUCAUGAACACGCCGAGCGUGAGAAACUUGAACAGGCCCGACAGGAACUCCUCAAGCGCAAGCAGGCCCUGAUCGCCGAGAAUAACAAGCGAAAGGAUGAUUUGGCCAGCUUGGACCAGGAUCUGGAACGGUUUAUCGAUGCCGCCAAACCUAUCCAGAAACUAUUCGAGAAGGAGUAUUAGACAACAUGGGGAGGUGUUUGGGGUUUGUCCUUUUGUGUUUUAUACUGUAGACCAAGAUACCCGGAUUGUUUGGUUUCUUUUUUGCAUGAGAAUGAUAAUUUGCGCCCGUAUGAACCAAAUAUUGAUAAUUUUAAUUGCUC